AUGUCUACAACCGAAAACUAUUUUGUUUUGGAUCCGCGUGGAGCCACCUUCUCGGAUCUGAUACGUCUUCUCUUCUCCUCAGAUCUCAGGAAUAGAAGGUUUAUCCACUCUUCUGAAGAUAGGCUUGAAGAUAAUGAUCCAUGCAAGUUCCAGAGACGAUGGAUCAUCUUUGUAUCCAUCGUGAUUCAGAAACUCAUGCUUGUCCUAAGGAAACCUCUCUACUUUUUUGGAUACUCUCUUGGUUUUUGGUUCAACCUUCUUUAUAUCAAUGGUGGCUUCUUCAUGAUUCUCCCAAAUCUUUUCAACGGAAAGAUUAUGUGGCCAGAAGAAACAUCGGCGACAUUUGCAUCUCUAAACGGAAACCUAGACGGGCGAGUAGAGUUAGACGGGAGAAUAGAGAGAGGAAGUAAAAGAUACAAAACAAUGUUGUCAGCCAUGGCAUCUAAGCUUUCUUACGAGAACAUAAACUUUGUCAGCUCUGUUCUUCACAACCAUUGUAAGAUGGACUUAUUGGGUUUCUACAGCUGUUGGAAUGGUUACCAGGAACAGAGGUCAACGGAGGUUCUUGUGAUAAAGGACACAAACGCAGAUCCAAACCUCAUCGUUGUCAGUUUCAGAGGGACCGAUCCUUUCGAUGUCACCGACUUGUGUACCGACUUGGAUCUCUCAUGGUACGAAAUUAAGAAUGUGGGAAAGAUCCAUGGAGGAUUCAUGAAAGCUUUAGGACUUCAAAAAGAAGGAUUACCUAAAGAAGUAAACUUAGAUCAAACCCAAAAAGAAAUAACUCCAUACGCAUACUAUACUAUUAAGAGCCACUUAAAAGAGAUUCUCGAUCAAAAUCCGAAAUCCAAGUUUAUUCUGACCGGACACAGCCUAGGUGGAGCCCUAGCGAUCCUAUUUACGGGGGCGUUGAUGAUGCAUGACGAAGAGGAAAUGCUAGACAAGCUCCAAGGUGUUUACACAUUUGGGCAGCCACGUGUAGGAGACGAGGAGUUUGGAAAGUUCAUGAAAGAUUCGUUGAAGAAGUAUGAGGUCGACUACGAAAGAUACGUUUAUUGCAACGACAUGGUUCCUAGGUUACCUUUUGACGACAAGACGCUUAUGUUCAAACACUUUGGGGCAUGCCAUUACUAUAACAGUUUCUAUAGAGGAAAGAUAGAAGAAGAGGAGCCAAACAAAAACUACUUCAGUGUCGUGUGGGCCAUACCGAAGAUUAUGAAUUCAGUGUGGGAGUUGAUAAGGAGUUUCAUCAUACCUUAUUGGAAAGGUGAAGAAUACAGAGAAGGAUGGUUCUUGAAGUUUUAUAGGGUUCUCGGAUUGUUAAUUCCGGGAUUAUCUGCUCACGCUCCUAAUGAGUACGUCAAUGUUACACUUUUGGGAAACUUAUUUGACUCAUACCAUGACUAG
Molecule: messenger RNA, 1407 nt
Organism: Eruca vesicaria subsp. sativa (arugula)
Lineage: Eukaryota; Viridiplantae; Streptophyta; Magnoliopsida; Brassicales; Brassicaceae
Source: the annotation of a GenBank genome assembly